AUGCUCUUUCUACCACUGUUGGCGUUGGCCGUGAGCGCGAGCGCUCAAGAUCAAAACAACAUCUUUCUAACCCCACCGACUAAUGGAAUCGACAACGACUUUACGCAAAAUCCCACUUAUGUCCAGGGCUCUAAGCUCACUAUCCAGUGGAAGACGACGUACCCGGCCACCGACUUGGCGAUCUGGCAGAAUGGGAACCCAAACGCUCAAUUCCUACAGAGUAAGGAUGUUCAAUUGGACUCCAGCACCGAAUCCCUGCGGUAUGCUAACAAGUUCAAUAUAGCGGGCAUCACGGGAACAAGUCUCGAAUGGACUGUCGGGACUGGGGAAAACCCGCCCUUCGACCUGACCAAGGGAAACGUCUUUUUCUUUCAAAUGUACAACUCGUCCACGACAACCUUUUUCAGCAGCCAUUACUUCAACGUCAGCGAUCCGUCACUGGCCUCAGCUACAUCCACUGCUCCCUCCAGCACCACUUCACCGCCCAGGUCCGCUUCAACAGGCACGUCGACUGCGUCGGACAGUUCAUCCAAGACCACCGCCGCAACCACUUCGGCAGCGACGACCACGCCUACUUCUUUAUCCGCAGAUUCGGCCUCUGACCACAGCAGCAGCAGCAGCAGCAGCAGCAGCAACAGUAAGCUAGGAGAAGGUCUAGGAAUCGGCAUCGGCCUGUGCGUGUUCAUCAUCCUGGUUGCCGGGCUGGUCUGGUACUUCCUCCGACGGCGCUCCAGAUCACCACAGCUGAAAACGAUCGACCCGCCAUAUCAUCAGGCACCGCACCGGCCAGAGACGGCCUCCGUCUAUCCCGGCGAGAUGCCUGCGCACGCGCAAUACAGGAGGUACGAGCUCGGCACGGCCGCGCCUUCGACGCAUGUAGAGCUCGAUGGCGGCGGCGGCGCAAAAGCCGUAUAA
Molecule: messenger RNA, 915 nt
Organism: Cladophialophora psammophila CBS 110553
Lineage: Eukaryota; Fungi; Ascomycota; Eurotiomycetes; Chaetothyriales; Herpotrichiellaceae
Exons: 1
Coding region: 1-915 (304 amino acids)
Source: RefSeq, a predicted model, not a curated record